AUGGAUGAAUGCGAGGAGAAAAGCAGAGAACUACUGACUAGAUUCAUCGAUGAUGCGUCCUCGGCAGAAGAGCUGCUCAAUAUAAAGUGGCUCGUCUCCAGUCGGCCACUACCAGAAAUACCAGCAAGUGUGCAGGACCCCACUCUGCCCACACACAGUCUUCUGAAGCUCGAUGGACAUGACAUGUCGCACUCUAUCGACAGAUAUAUUGAUAUCAAGAUGGUUCAGCUUAGGCAUAAGGCACGUAAGAAGAAUCGUGUCGAGGAACUAGCUGCUAAAUUGAAAGCUGAAGCAAGCAACACUUACAUCUGGGUGUCAUUAGUCUGCAGAGAGCUCAUUAACUCCCACGAAUUUAUGUGGGCCGAAAUUGUCGACAAAAUUCCAAAAGAUUUGGAAGACCUCUAUGGCUACCUGCUAGAUAGAUUGGCCAAUUUAAACUCCGAAAUUAUGUCAUCAUGCUGCAGGAAUGUCCUCAUGGCUGCUAUGGUUGCUAGAGAUCCCCUGGCCUUGUCCGAGAUUGAAAUUCUCGCAGAACUUCCAGAGGGUGAAGAUACAGCGGAAGCAGUCGUCCAGGAAUGUCGGUCCUUUCUGACCAUUCGAAACAAUACCGUGUACCUGGUCCACCAAUCAGCGCAAGAUUAUCUGCAAAAGCAUUAUCGAAGACUCUACAAUGUCUCGUCGGCCACGCUUCAUCACCAAUUGUAUAAGAGAGCCCUCCAUGGUUUGAGAAAGAACUUGAAGCAAAACAUAUAUGGCGUGUCUCAUUACGGAAUUGCGAUACAAGAUGUGCAAAUCCCCAAUCCAGACCCUUUGAAUUGUAUUCGGUAUGCAUGUCGCUACUGGGUCUAUCAUCUAGUUCAAAGUGGCUGCACGUCCACAGACAUGGAGGAUAUUCUUUCGUUCUUCAACACACACUUUCUUCACUGGCUAGAGGCAAUGGGUUUGCUGGGGCUGUUUUCCGAUAUUGUGAGGCUUGUCGGUCAAUUGAAAUCCAGUUCAGAAACUAAGAACGUGCCGGUACUGUUGGACUUUCUAAUGGACGCCGAAAGAUUCAUAUUGCAGAACCUGCCAAUUGCGACCGCAGCGCCUCUCCAGCUCUAUGUCUCCUGUCUCAUAUUCUCGCCGGAGAGAAGUAUCAUCAGGUGCAUGUUCCGAAAGAAAGUCUGCAAAUGGAUCCUACGAACAGUUGGCACUGAUACGGAAUGGGGUGCGCUGCUCCAAACACUUGAGCAUUCAAAUCGGGUAUGCUCUGUUGCAUUCUCUACAGAUGGACUGCUGGUGGCAUCGGGCUCUUCAGAUAAAAUGGUCAAAGUCUGGGACUCGUUCACAGGGAAUCUACAAAAGAUACUUGAUCAUCCAAGUUGGGUUAGAGCUGUGGCGUUUUCACCAGACAACAAGCUACUAGCUUCUGGGUUGAGUGAUGGUAGUAUCAGGCUAUGGAAUACAAUCACAUGGCGUGAAACAGGAAGACUCGAGCAAUCAGGAGACAUCGCUCAUCUAAUGUUCUCUCUGAAUAACCAGCUAUUGGGGUCUGCAUCGUUCAAUGGUGUUGUGAAGGUGUGGGAGAAGGGGACGUGGAGACUUAGGUGGGAAUGGCGACCCUCGGGCUCAACGUCAUCGCUCGCGCCCACGGCCAUUUCUCUAAACGGUCAGGUAUUGGUAGCAGCUACAAUACGCGCCUAUGCUCCUAAUACAGUGGUUUUGGUGAAUAUAGAGACUGAUACUAUAGUGCACGAGCUCGCUCACUUGGGCAAGAUCACGAAUGUGGCAUUUUCCCUUGACAACCGGAUGUUGGCCUGUACCUCAGAUGAUAGAACUAUCACACUGUGGGACACUGCGACUUGGAAUAUUAAGCACACAAUUCAUGACGAACAUGUGCUUGAUUUGACCGUGUUUUCCCCGGAUAGCAAUCUCAUCUCUGCAGGUCCAUUGCAAAACUCCGUUCAACUGUGGAGUACAAAAUCCGGAACGCUAGAACAAACACUAAAGGGUCAUGUUAACCAUGCUACAACUGUUGCCUUCUCACCUGAUGGCCAGUUGGUGGCAUCGGGGUCAUAUGAUAAUACAGUCAAGCUAUGGAAGGUGGCCCCGGGGAGGGAGGAGCCAAGCAUGGAUCAUCACUCAGAGCCAAUAGAAGGUGUGAUACUAUCACCAGAUGGUCGGUUGGUCGCAACAUACUCUUUGGAUUCCACAGUCAAAUUAUGGGGUGCAGAGAAUGGGAGAUUGGUGCGAACCCUCAAAGGCCACCACGACGAAGUGACAGCAGCUGCCUUCUCUCCAAGCAGCAAGCUACUCGCCUCUAGUUCAUCUGAUCGGACAGUCAGAGUAUGGAAUACCGAGAACGGGCAACAGAAAUGGAAAUUCGACCAUGGUAAUGAAAUGCUAUGCCUGCUCCAUUUCUUUGCGGAAAACCAAGUGCUGGCUACCGAUUUCGGGCAAAAAACAUUUCGAAUAUGGAAUACACAAACAGGACACCCUGAACAGACUGGUGGCAUCUAUGAUCCUCGCAUUCGAAGUAUACUUCCUACCAAUCCUACAAAACAAGACAUGUCUGCCAAGUGCAAGAUCUCUGUUGAGGACGACUGGGUAAUUCUUAAUAAUAAGAAAAGUAUUUGGUUGCCUCCAGAAUACCGAAACAACGAAUUUGACAAUGCAUGGGCAACUCGGGAGAAUGAUCUUAUAAUUGGGGCUCAAUCCGGCCGAGUUUACUUCGUUUGGUUUGAUCCAGAUGCAUUGAAAGAUGUAUGA
Messenger RNA from Aspergillus luchuensis, 2748 nucleotides. Its product is annotated as WD40 repeat domain-containing protein. Gene Ontology annotation, molecular function: U6 snRNA binding; protein binding; U4 snRNA binding. Gene Ontology annotation, biological process: mRNA splicing, via spliceosome. The coding region runs from base 1 to 2748 and encodes 915 amino acids. The record is from RefSeq and is a predicted model, not a curated record. Gene Ontology annotation, cellular component: U4/U6 x U5 tri-snRNP complex. NCBI's taxonomy places the organism in Eukaryota, Fungi, Ascomycota, Eurotiomycetes, Eurotiales, Aspergillaceae. The transcript is spliced from 2 exons.